This is a messenger RNA of Cyphellophora attinorum, 1902 nucleotides long. Its product is annotated as Oxygen-dependent choline dehydrogenase 1. Lineage: Eukaryota; Fungi; Ascomycota; Eurotiomycetes; Chaetothyriales; Cyphellophoraceae. The coding region runs from base 1 to 1902 and encodes 633 amino acids. The transcript has 2 exons. Gene Ontology annotation, molecular function: flavin adenine dinucleotide binding; oxidoreductase activity, acting on CH-OH group of donors. The record is from RefSeq and is a predicted model, not a curated record.
AUGGCAUCAGGAAAGCAGAAUAGCGUAAACGGCGCCAAUGGCGUCAACGGCCAUGGAGGGAGUGCUCUAUGCAGUGUCGAAGAGUUUGUUAAACACAAGUAUGACUUUGUGGUCGUUGGUGGAGGCACAGCUGGCCUUUGUGUGGCAGCCCGGUUGACAGAAGAUUCCAAUGUGACAGUCGGCGUUCUCGAGGCAGGCGAGAAUCGGAUGGACGACAAAGCAGUCUCUACACCUGGUUUGUAUCCGACUAUGAUCGGAAGACCAGAGUACGACUGGUGCAUGACAAGCGUUGAGCAGCCUGAAGCUGGAGGCAAGGUAUACUCUAUGCCUCGUGGGAAGCUGCUCGGUGGAUCAUCUGGAAUCAACUACCUGAUGUACGUUCGCGGCUCAAAGGGCGACUACGAUGGCUGGGAGUCCCUCGGGAACAAGGGCUGGGGCUGGAAGGGUCUAGCACCGUAUUUCCGCAAGCACCAGACGCUCGACCACGUCGAAAACAAAUCAGGAAACCCUCAGUUCAUGCCUAUCGCUGGAGCCGACGAGUUCCAUGGUACUGAUGGACCAAUACACACAUCCUUCAACGACUGGUAUAGCCCAUACGAGGAGGACUUCUGCAAAGCUUGCUACGAGGUGUCUAAUUCAGAGAACACAUUGCACGAUGCUUGGUCUGGUGAUCACAUGGGCUUCUACUCGUCGCUUGGAGCCGUGAACCGAACGGACGACCCUGGCAAGCGGUCGUACGCGGCUACUGGCUAUCUUCGACCGAACUUGAAGCGACCAAACCUGAAGGUCUUAACAGGUGCCCAGGCCACCAAAGUUCUCGGCGUCGAAAACGGUACGGCGAAUGGCGUCGAAUUUGUCCGCGAUGGGCAGAAGCACACCGUCAGUGCCUCCAAAGAGGUCAUCCUCAGCGCCGGCGUCAUUCAGACUCCUCAGCUACUCGAGCUUAGUGGCAUCGGUGAUCCGGAAGUGCUUCGUGCUGCAGGCAUCGAAUGCCUAGUCAAGAAUACUGGCGUCGGGGAGAACUUCCAGGAUCACGUCCUCGGUGGCAUUCUGUACGACCUGAAGCCUGGCGUUCCCUCACUGGACGCUCUCCACGGAGCAGAAUAUGCCAAAGCCAGCCAAGAGCUGUACGAUAAGACCAAUCAAGGUCCCUUCGGAUCACCUGGCAUGGGCAUGGGCUUCGUCUCGUACGCCUCGUUGGUUAGCGACGAAGAACUCCAGGAUACGAUCAAAGAAAUCAAAGCCACAUCUCUCGCCAAAACCGAUUUUGCGAAGAAGCAAGAGAAGGUCAUCCUCGACCAGCUGACAUCAAAGACCUUCGCGAAUUUGCAGACCUUCUGUAUCAUGUGUCGAUUGGACGUGGGCAAAGGCUCUGACCAAACACAGUUCUUCAGCGCGCCUCCAGAGGGCACUGAGCAGGUGUCACUGCUCAUGUGUCUCGAGCACCCACUGUCUCGUGGCUCAGUGCAUAUCACAAGCUCCGAUCCUCUGGCAGCACCACGUAUCGACCCGGGCUACUUCAGACAUCCUGCUGAUGCGAAGAUCUUGGCGAAAGGCAUGCAGUGGAUGGAGCGCGUGGCCAAGCACCCGUUACUGGCCAAGCAGAUGGGCAAGCGAGAGCUGCCUGGUGAUGGCUACAGUCUCGAUAGUGACGAAGAUGCUAUCAAGUAUGUCAAGAACCAUAUCUCGACACAGUACCAUUUGAUCGGUACUGCUGCAAUGGGCGAAGUCGUCGAUGACAGUCUAUUAGUCAAGGGUGUCAAAGGCUUGAGAGUCAUCGAUGCAUCAACCUUCCCUGGUCACGUCAGUGGGAACAUCAUGAGCAGCACGUAUGCUGUGGCUGAGAAGGGUGCUGAUUUAGUGAAACGCGACCAUGGCAUUGAGGUUGGCAGAACCAUGUGA